UCUGAUCUAAGGCUGAAAUUAAAAACAGCACAUCCCUCUAAAAACUCCCAACGACGAAGACAUUCAAAUGAGAACUAUGAUACGAUGUAUUCAGAUUCGUAUGAAAAGAUAUCACGUUAUGAUAGGCAUAAAUAUCAAGACUACCACUUAGACGAAUUAAAGAAAAUUCACUCUGGCAUUCAACAGCGACGUUUAUUCACCAGUGCAGAAUGUGCUGAGGUCGAAAAGAAAAUCGACGAUGUUGUGGCUAAGGCCAAUAGAAACGAAUACAAGGAUAACACAGUGGACAGAGCUCCAUUGCGGAAUAAAUAUUUUUUUGGUGAAGGUUAUACAUAUGGUAGUCAAAUGGAGAGGAAAGGUCCAGGAAUGGAAAGAUUAUAUGCUAAGGGAGAGGUGGAUGAUGUACCAAAGUGGAUUGAAAAAUUGGUUAUUAAACCAUUAUAUGAUGCGAAUAUAAUACCUAAAGACUUUAUAAAUAGUGCUGUCAUCAAUGACUAUUUACCUGGUGGUUGUAUUGUCUCCCACAUUGACCCUCCACAUAUUUUUGAUCGACCAAUUGUAUCUGUGUCUUUCUUCAGCGACAGUGCUUUAAGUUUUGGAUGUAAAUUUUCAUUUAGACCUAUCAGGGUUUCAAAACCAGUAUUGAAUUUGCCAAUUGCAAGAGGGUGUGUUACUCUCCUUAGUGGAUAUGCAGCUGAUGAUAUCACUCAUUGUAUAAGACCACAGGAUGUAGUUAGUAGAAGGGCAGUCAUUAUCUUGAGAAGG
Lottia gigantea (owl limpet) is the source of this 765-nucleotide messenger RNA. RefSeq lists its product as hypothetical. Gene Ontology annotation, biological process: mRNA processing; mRNA export from nucleus. Gene Ontology annotation, molecular function: oxidative RNA demethylase activity. The annotation marks the transcript as partial. Gene Ontology annotation, cellular component: nucleus. Lineage: Eukaryota; Metazoa; Mollusca; Gastropoda; Lottiidae. The transcript has 2 exons. The record is from RefSeq and is a predicted model, not a curated record.